UUCCUCAGCGCCUCAGCCUGGUGAAAAUAGGCAGAAUUAUGAACCUCAUGACAAUAGCGGAGACGCAGCUUUGAAGAUCUCGCACUCUGAGGCGCGCUGCAGGUGCAGCUGUCGGAGAUCGCGCCUGCCAUUAUCGGAUCAUUGUCGCGUGGGCGUCCAUUCCAAGAUCACGCACGGGUCGUAUUCUCCAGCGUGCUGCCUGACGAAAGCAUCGACGGACAAGUCAGGAAGGCCAGACUUGAAGCUUGAAUAUUGAACGUCAGGCUUGAUUCACAAGGAUGGCAACAGGGAGGUCGCCUUCUCCAUCGCAGGCGAUACCAAAUGUGACCCCCGCUAAAGACCCUGCCCCAGCAAUGACAGGAUCUUCCGUCAGAUCGUACGCGGCCGCCGCGUCGUCCCAUUCUACUGCAGGGCCUGUCAUCGAGCUGGCUGGCGUAGCUGAAUUUGUGGAAGAACCUCCACCACUAGAAGAGCUCAAUGUCGGCAGCGGGAGCUCCCCACGGUGGCAUACGGACGCAGGCGUUGAUGUAUCCUCUCUCGCCGGCAACAUCAGCGAUGACGGUCGUGACGAGUAUCGCGAUAUGUCCCUGCCGGAUACAUCACCCAAAGGCCCAUUCGCACCCAGUGAAUUCCAGUCGAAGCGAUCCCGAUACUUUCAACACGGCGCUUCCGACGAACCAGUGUUCAGUGUCGUCGAUGGCUUACCAGCGAACUCACGCAAGGUGGCAAGACUUGAUCGUCUCGAUGCAAAUAUUCAAGACUUGCCCGUCGCCGAAAUUCGUUUCAAUGAGGAAGCCAACAGGAUGGACGUCACGACUGAGUCUACGAACCCUCAAGAGUUCCCUCCGCCUUUUUAUCCGCAUGUUGUGGAUGUGGAAGAAGACUGGUCGCAAUUCUAUGAUGCAAAUAAAGCAUCCGCUGCCUCAAACUUAGCGGGGCCCACCUCGACUCCGCUUCCAUCAUUACCAGUGUACAACACGCCGGCAAGGCUUCUGCAUGAUACUAGUAUCAUUUUCGAUACGCGCAAUGAACGUGCCGUCAAAGUCCAAUUUCAGAAACAAGGAACGACAAGCGGGCCAGAUUCGACCGGAGACAAAGGCAACGGGAGUAACCGCUUGGGGUUUCCCACCCAAACAGACUUGGAGUCCCUUCUGCCACAUCCGAAUGCGUACUUCCUGCCAUCGCUAAUGGAGUGGGUUGUUGUUGCACCCAGCGAUUCCUUUGUAGCGGGUGUGUCACCACGAGUGGAGUCGCCAAAGCCGUGGGAACAUGUUUUCGACGAGACGCCGCUAUUCGAAAUGGAGGAGGUAGAUAUUUCUCCGGAGCUACAAGCCUACCCAAUUCCGAAAGGACAUGCACCCGCAUCCCCAGACCUUCCUCCAGAGGCAUACCUCACCACCUUCAAAGGGCUGACAAGCCGAGGUGGCCGACAGGAUAAGAUCGUAUUUGUUAGCCAAGCGAAGGCCAUCCCAGCGAUCUUAGACGAAGCUCUUUUACUCCGUCUCCGAUCAACGCGGCUCUCCAACCCUCCACCAGGUGUGGACGACACAGCGCAGUACUUUGAUGGCGCCGUGCGGUUGAUCUUACGCAUGCUGGCCGGCGCAUUGAACGGAAAUACCCGGGCCGUCAUCGUGGAGAGCAAGACUGUCACACAAAAGCUCGGGUGGGAUGAAAUCGCGCGCGACAUAUUCUUGCGACUGGGUUGGAAGCUGGAAAUCGUGGCAGAGGACGAUGCGCGGCAGGCGAUUAAGCCGCCCAACUUGCUGACGGCUGAUGGCAGAUCGGCUGGCCCGGGUUGGCCUCGCAUGGGCAGAGCGUGGCUUGAGCUGUACCUCUGGGCUCAGCAUUGCCGCGAGAAGAUGUCCAUUAACGAACCGGAGAGUGAGACCCGUACCGAUUCACCUUUCGUACCAGUUGCCAUAUCCGCUAUGGGAUCGAUAGAGCGUAUCUUUGCCUUUGACAAGACUCAAUUGGACCUUUCCCUCGGCCGGAACCCACCGUCCGAACGCGCAAGAUUGAGCUUGGAGUAUCUUGGGGUUCAUGCGCAAGACGCCGACGCCACCAUCAAGGCGGCAUAUGAAGCAGCCACUACAAGAGAUAUACGUCUCGCGCCGAGGCUGCUGUCGGCAGUCGAGUACCUCCUGAUGGACCAGCGCAAGGAAUCGAUCAUAUUGCCAGUCAUUCUGACCGAGGAACGGUCCAGGGGUCAAUGGACAUUUGACGAGCUUGAAAACUCGUACGCGCUCAUCGGCAUUGAGGGCACCAAAUUCGAUGCAAGCGACGAAAUCGACAUAACCUUUAUCGCAGGCCUGUACGAGGGCAAAAUCAAACAAGCCCAACAGUCAGAGUCCGUUGCAAAUAUGGAAAACCUCAAAAGAGCUCUUCAAGUGAUUUGCCGGUCGAAAGGAGACCCGCCGGAGCUUGUGCGGUUGUCGGAAGCUCACUCAGGAAUGACAUUGGCGCAAGCAUACAGUCGGCUUCAGGCGCCAGAGCCAGUCGAAGAUGUCGACGACGAGUCUCUGUCGAUGCUUUACAACGUUCGGCUCGGAGACGACCCCGCACGAACAGAUGAGUGGAGACAGGCCCUGCAUACCAUCGCCCUCGCGAGGCAGAGUGGGAUGUUGCUGCGACUCUCUCAGGGACAAUCAUCUAGCGCGCCAGAUCCUUGGGCCUCGGCAGCGGACCCGGAACGCCCAGCAGGCCUGAAUAACAUCGGCAAUACUUGCUACCUGAACUCUGUCUUGCAAUACUUUUUCUCCAUUCGUGAGAUCCGAGAACGUGUGCUGGAAUACAGCUCUAAGGUUGGGAUAUGGGAAAUGCCAAAGGCACUUCGAAGAAUCGGAGGUCGCCAGGUUACAGCUCGUGAAGCAGAACGUUCGCAUAAAUUCAUCUUGCAUCUUGCGGCUUUAUUCCAGAAUAUGAUCAGCUUCCCCGCGGCAGCAGUCACUCCGGAACGAGAGCUUGCGUAUCUGGCGCUAGUGUCAGCGCGUGCGGAGGAGCAGGACGAAGCAAUGCGUCAGCUCGCUGUUGAGCAAAGUACAUCGCCCAAAACAGUGCCGGAGCGAGGCUCUUUGGAGAAUUCCACAGGUAGUGCGGGAACCGAUACUACGCUUGUUGAGGAGGCAGCGGCGGCUCUGCCAGCUUCCGACGGCCCUGCAACUGCUCCACCCCUUGGACCUCCGUCACUUCCUGAGCGCAGAGUGUCGCUUAUGCAAGUUGGUGCACAGCAGGAUGUCAGCGAAUGCUUGGACAACGUCAUGUUUCAACUAGAGGUUGCCCUUGGCACUCUCAAUGACGAAUCGCCGGAUGGCUCCGAGGCGCAGCCCAAAGACGCGACCCCCGGCGAUGUUCUGAUGGAGAUCAAAGUAGAUGGGGGGGACGAAGCUCCCGUUGCAGAACCCAGCUUGCUUUCGGCUCUCUUUCUUGGAGAAACGGCACAAAGGCUACAACUCCUCACCAACAUCAACGAAGGGAUAAUCACUGGGUCGAGCAGCGAGGUUAAGAAAGAAGUUUUCAAAAUUCUUCUCGUGGACGUUCUCGAAGAGGAAGGGCGAGACAUCUACGACGGUCUGGACAGCUUCUUCGACGAAGAGGUCAUUGCCAGCGGCGAGAGUAGCAAGGCAGUACGCCGCUCUGUCACACUGUUGCGACCGCCGCCCUUCUUGCAAAUCCAGCUCCAACGUGUUCAGUUCGACAGAGUGCGCAGCCGGGCGUUCAAAUCACAAGCGCACAUGGAAACUCAUGAGACCAUCUACCUCGAUCGAUACUGCGACUUCGAUCCAUCUGUACCGGAAGAUGCCAAACGCCUUGAAACCCGCAAACUUUCACAAUCCUUGCGCCGCGAAGCAAGAGAGCUGCGGGCAAAGGCAGAAUUCUUGCGAUCGGGGUCAAAAGCCCUCACAUCAAGGUCUCAACGAAUUACCGAGACCUUGACAGACACCGCUGCGUUCAUGGAAUUCCUGCGAGACCAGCGCGACGGUACCAAAAGAGUUCUGAGUGAUGCGUUGGACAGCAUUGAGUUCGAUGAGGCUCUUCCGCUGGAGCUACGAGCACACGCCGCUGCCGUCACAGAAGAGCUCAAGAAAAUCGAGGAACAGCUCCGUGCCAUCAAAGCGCAAACCACAUCGCUGUGGAAAGAUGAGACAAGGUAUGAAUACGUCCUCGUCAGUCUUUUCAUGCAUCGAGGCGAAGCUACUCAUGGGCAUUACUUUUUGAACCAGCGCAAGCUCCAGUCAAGUCAAUCCGGAGUGGACGUCUGGUUCAAGUACAACGAUAGCAUGGUUUCCACAGCUGAUGUCAAGGACGUCCUACGAGAUCCAACAUCUGCCAAUCCUUAUCUCGUUUGCUACGUCCGAAAAGAUUUGCAGGAAAGGCUGCACCUCGUGGAAACGUUGAAAAGAGAAUUCUGAGCUUCCGUCGUUGUUGCCCGCGUACCCCACCUGCAGUAAUAGAGUAUUGCAUCUCAACUGUAUUCUAGACAUCUUUGCACCCGUGCGUGUCUU
Messenger RNA from Tilletiaria anomala UBC 951, 4502 nucleotides. RefSeq names its product cysteine proteinase. Gene Ontology annotation, biological process: regulation of proteasomal protein catabolic process; protein deubiquitination; proteasome-mediated ubiquitin-dependent protein catabolic process. The transcript has 5 exons. Lineage: Eukaryota; Fungi; Basidiomycota; Exobasidiomycetes; Georgefischeriales; Tilletiariaceae. Bases 279 to 4409 code for a protein of 1376 amino acids. The record is from RefSeq and is a predicted model, not a curated record. Gene Ontology annotation, molecular function: cysteine-type deubiquitinase activity; proteasome binding.